AUGUCUAAACUCUCCACUGAAGCAUGGGAAUUGAUAUCAAAGUAUGAUGUGGGCAGACUGGAGUUCCUCGUUAGGCUGGCAGCCCAGCUUCAGCCUCUAUCUACCUCUCCUCUACUCAUAUCGGACUCCAGGUCCGAGUUCAAAACUGUAGAUGUACGCGGGGACACUGUCAGAAUUCAUCUUGUGCGGGUUGGUGGUCGUGUGUACAUCAGCCAUCUCUCAGAUCCUGACGAGGAUGCUACCAAAAAGCAUGAUAGAAAUACCCUGCUAUAUAGGGACUACUGGUUUGGAGACAGCAAAUUUCUAGCCGUCAAGACUGACAGUAUUGGCGUGGUUGAUAUAGCUCUGGAUGAAAGUGGUGGUCGAUCGAACUGGAUAUUCCACCAUCCCACUGCGCCCUUUCAAAAGCAGAUAUCCAGAGUCAGAAAUGCUGAUCUACAUACACUACGCCUUUCGAUGAAAUGUCGAGCCAUACUGCCCACCAACAGAAUUGGUGUUGUGCCUUACUUCGACGCAGACAAUAGUUUAGGGUCAACGACUCAUGGCUUCCCGGCUUGCCACAGAACGGUAUCCUUAUCCAGAAGUUUAUCCUCGACCGCGCCAUUGGCAUCUAGCUAG
This is a messenger RNA of Trichophyton rubrum CBS 118892, 618 nucleotides long. RefSeq lists its product as uncharacterized. The transcript has 2 exons. Bases 1 to 618 code for a protein of 205 amino acids. The record is from RefSeq and is a predicted model, not a curated record. NCBI's taxonomy places the organism in Eukaryota, Fungi, Ascomycota, Eurotiomycetes, Onygenales, Arthrodermataceae.